Molecule: messenger RNA, 2271 nt
Organism: Anoplopoma fimbria (sablefish)
Lineage: Eukaryota; Metazoa; Chordata; Actinopteri; Perciformes; Anoplopomatidae
Gene: lrrc14b
Product: leucine rich repeat containing 14B
Exons: 3
Coding region: 53-1774 (573 amino acids)
Cellular component (GO): cytoplasm
Source: RefSeq, a predicted model, not a curated record
UUAACUACCACGCGACCCCCGUGCCCCACACAGCAAGCGUCGUUGUAGACAAAUGCACAACACCCAGACAGACAGAAAAACAGAGCAAAUCAAUAAAGCAGCCACCACAGAGCUGUUUGACCGCAGCUCUCAACAACAAGGACACCCAGACCUGUUGGUACGGAAAACAAAAACAGAGAUAAAACCUGGAAACAUGAAGUCACUGCGGUUCCUUGCUGCCGAGGGCUUCAUUCAGAGUGGACCAAGUGCUCUAGAGAACCUCAACUGUGUGUCUUUUAACCUUUACCCACUUCUCUUCAAGGCCUGCUACCUCCAUGAGCAGGCUGACUUACUGCGUGUUUUGGUCCAGGCAUGGCCUCUUCCUGUGCUUGACCUACAGAGGCUGCUGGGAGAAACAGUCGACUGUCAGAUGGACCUCACCUCCCGCACCUGUCGGCUUUGUUUGGAGUCGAUUCUGAAUGGCUUAAAGGAUUAUGUGCUGUCUCCUCCAAGAACAUAUGCCAAGAACCUGCAUACGGUGGACCUGACUGGCCUGAGGGAUAUCGAGCACCAGCCAUGCCCCUGCCAAUCCACACUGGGUCGAUGGGCAAGAACCCACCUCCUGACCCAAAUGUGCUUUGAGACCAUGGUGGCCAUGAAAGACAACGACGUGUCCCCAUCUGCCUUUGAAACAUCUAUCGAUGUUCGUCUGAACGGCUUCGUCACAGGACGCAACUAUGAGCUGGUGGCUCAGACCUUCCUCCUCCUCCGCUACUGUCCACUGAAGCUUCGCUUCGUCAGUUUUCGGGCUGAUUCCCUCUCUCUCAAGCAGCUGUUCUAUGUUCUUCGCCUAGCAGACACUGAGUCCAUUUUAAAGCUGGAGGUAGUCCACAAUGUUCCCCUGGAGGCCACACACUUGGAGGUGCUGCUGUCCAGGGUGGCAUUCCCCAAAUUGCAGUCUCUGACCGUGCCGGCCGGGGCUAUAGAUAUUAGGAGGUUGGGCUCUGAUGAUGAUGAUCUGAUGUCCAUCCUCGGUAACCUGCUGGCACAACUGAGCGGUCUGACUGAGCUCUUUGUUGGUUUCUCAACUCUAACUGGACACCUACGCAGACUGCUUAAUCCCCUCAACACACCACUGCAGUGCUUGGAGUUGGCCAAUUGCUGCUUGACUCGUCUGGACAUGACCUACCUGUCGAACAGCCUCCACAGUGAGUUCCUAGUCCGUCUAGACCUCAGCGGACAUGACAUCUUCAGCUCUUUCCCCACCUGUUUCCACAAACUGCUCGGCCGUUGCUCAGCCACAUUGGUCAGCCUGACCCUUGAAGAAUGUAACAUAGAGGACGAGCACAUGGAUGCCUUCACUAAUGCUCUGACUUGCUGUCAGGGCCUGGAGGAGCUCAAACUCCUGGGGAACCCUCUGACCACUGCAGCCCUGCGGAGGUUGUUCUCCAUGCUAUCUUUGGGUUUUCCUAAGUUAAAAUACAUAGAGAUGCCAGUUCCCCGUGAGUGUUACUCUGAGAAUGUCACUUAUCCGCUUGAUGAUUCUGAUUUACUUCUGUACAACGACGAGCUGUUUCAGGAGGUCAGGGGUCAGCUGAUGGGGAUCCUGGAUGGAGCUGGUAGAGGGAGUGUGGAGGUGUGCUCCCCACUCAUGGGGGCCUAUGACCCAGAGAUUACUGAAACCAGUAAUGAGCUGGGAGUUUCCAUGUUAAAAUCUUUUAACAACGUCAUUGGGAACUUUAUUGGUACCAUAACUGAGGUGGACAACAGUAGAUCUGCUCAGAAAGAUGAAUAGUGUGGUUGCCAGUGGAGGGAUUAAGUAUACGGACCGACAAACAAGGGUCAAGAACUCAGAUUUACACAAAUCUAGAAAUGUGUGUAAGGCAGACCUGAAUCCUCAAACUGUCCGGAAAUGUUGAUGCUUCGUUGACAGUCAUUUUCAAGACUGUGUUUUUAGGCUACACAUAAUAAGGAUAUAUAUUUUAAUAUAGUAUUACUUCAGAUAGCUGGCAAACAGUCUUCCCUGUUCCUAUGCAUGACUGAAGGCCAAAACUGUGAGAGUAAAUCAAGUAAGCUGAACACGUGCAGUGCAGAUAGAUGUAGCUACUGGAGUAGUUAUGGUAGAUACUAAGUUUGCCUUAGAUGUUUUCUUACAUGUUCUUAUGACUAUAUUGUGGUUUAAAUGUUUUAUAUAACUGGAUUUUUAAAUGUAAACAGCACAUAGUUGCAACAUGGAACAUAUCUGAACUAAGAAGUAUAUUUCUAACCGUUUCAUUUUGUCUUACCAAUAAA